Marchantia polymorpha subsp. ruderalis is the source of this 5045-nucleotide messenger RNA. The record is from the annotation of a GenBank genome assembly. NCBI's taxonomy places the organism in Eukaryota, Viridiplantae, Streptophyta, Marchantiopsida, Marchantiales, Marchantiaceae.
GUGCGGUGAUCUCCGCUCUUCUCGCCCUUUCCUCCAGCCUCACCCUCUGCCCUCCCUCCCUCCCUCCUCCUCCUCCUCCCUCGCUCUGGCCCUGUUGCGACACCGUCAACUCCCCUCGCUGCUUUGUUAAUGUUCGUUUGGCUUUCUGUUCUCAAGCGCAAUUGGUUCACACCCAGGCCACCAGCCACAUACCAGCAAGAGAGAGAGACGGACAGAAGAGAGACAGGCCCCCACCCCCUCCCCUGAGAGAGAGAGAGAAAGACACAGAGAGAGAGAGAGAGAAGAGAAGAGAAGAGAAGGAAAGGAAGCUCUACCAUUCUAUUCUACACGCUCGCACAACGCCCAGACAGACAUACAGGCAGACAGCAAGCCAGACAGACAGACAGACACGCCCACUGAGUCGAGUACAGAGUCGAGAGAAGAGAGAGAGACAUAGAGAGUGAAGAGAAUUCUGAAAAGAAGAGCGAUAGAGAAGCUACGACCGGCCUGCGAGUUCGAGAUUGAGAGAGAGAUUUUCGUUUUUGAGAGUGGAAUCAUUGAUUGCCUAGAGAGAGCACCCCCGAGAGAGAAGUGAAGCGCUGAACGGCGCCCAGGACUAUACUCCUUCCUUCCUUCCUUCCUUCCUUCCGUCAUUCGUCGACUCCCCUCCGCUUUUCCCUGUCCUGCCUCGUUCGUCUUCUCCAUCUUCGCGUAUUACUACUAAUACUACCCCUACUGGGAGAGAGAGAGAGAGAGAAAGUGCGGAAUUCGUGUGGUGCGGUAGAGGCAUACACGUAUAUUUAUUUUUAGCGCGUGUGGUGGCAAGAGUCUGCGCAAGAUAUCGCCAGAGAUUGCCUUCGCCUUGUUCGGCCGCGGAAGAAGAUAGACUCAGGGAAAGAGGAGAGCGAACGCGCGCGCCAGCCAGCCAGAGAGAGACAGAGUCUCUGAGAGAGAGAGAGAGAGAGUGAGAAGGGCCCAGACCCUUGUUGCCGCUUGAGAGCCUUGCAUUUUCUUUCAGUUGCCCGCCUGCCAGCCACCGUGUCCGGAAAGCCUGCGCGCGGACUUCGGCGACUAGUUUCGAGAGUAGAGAGAUCUGCCCAUUGCAGACGGGAGGAGUGAGCGAGAGAAGAAACAUUGCGAUUCAUCGUCGAAUCCAAAUUAGAUAUCGUAGCCUUAGCUGUUGGGAGCUUGCGUCGUGCGAGGAUCUGAUUUUGAUCGGAGAGGCGUAGUUGCUGGUCGACGUGCCCCAAUUGAGAAGACGAAGGUCCCUCCCGCACUGAAUUUCCGAACCCUGCAAGCAGUCGAAGAAGAAGAAGUCGAAUGUCGCGGCGUCUGCAAGCGCGCGAGCCCUGAAUGCCCGCCCUCUGCCGCCGAGUGUCCACCCUCGAAGAAUCCGCAUCACCAUUGAGAGAAAUUAGUAAUCUCUGCUGAGCAGUCGGUGCGGUCCUGCCCUUUGUUGCACCGUCCUUCCCCACUUCUCCGAGCGAGAGCAGCACCCCUGGAUCCUCCACCGAUUCCAUCGUCCGUCCCCAAUUACCGUUUCUCAUUCCCGCAGCGCUCUUCUCCCAAGUGUUGGCCAUGAGCCUGAAUCACCUCUUCUCAAGCCUCGAUGUCGGCUACAGAGUUGCUGUAGUGCUGCUCCUGUUGAUGUGCCGGUUCCUCACCGUGCCUACUAGCAGAGCCCUACCCGUUGGCUUUGGUCCCAUCCCCGCCCCAGAAUCCUCGUCCGCCUCGAAACCUGCAAUGCUGGAUUUUACAACGUCUUAAUUGCAUCCCGAGCACCGGUCUAUCAGCGGCGGAGAGUCCUCCUUGCGAAUUCUGCAGCAUCCCGUUGAGAAGCGCGCCCGCCCGAGCCAUGAAGAGCGCCUAUCCGAGUUCGCAUUCCUUUUUCGACGCAUCGUCCGAUUCGAUCAGAGCGAGUGAUGCGGAGAAAUGCCGCACCAGUUCAUCGUUCAGUUCGCUCUCGGACUUGUUCGCCCGAAAUCAUAACGGCACAUCCGACUUGUUCUCCAACGUCAGGACGCCGGUCUUCGUGCCCUCAGAGGUGACUUUCCCCCCCAGGAAGAUUCGAGAGUGCGAGGAUCGUGCCACCACCGAGAAGGUGUCGCUUUGGCACGAGUGGGGUUCCGGUGAAUGCCCCGGAGAGGAGAGCUCUGGCCUGCUGGCGGACAAGUCCAUGACUGCGGGCUCCGAAUUGUACAGUUCUCUGAGCUCCAACUUGUUCCCGAAUCUGGGUUCUGCCAAUGCGAUGGUGGUGCCCGAGGAAUUCACCUUCCCCGAAAGAAGAAAGCGCGAGGAUGAGUCGUGGCGCGAGCGGCGCGGAUUCCGGCCCGACUGGAUUCCCAGCUUGCCCACGGUGGAAAACAAUGUGCGCGAGAGCACUGCCAUGAUCAGCAGCGUCGCCGAUUUCUUCGCGAAGAAUAAUGCCAAGGCCUCGAAUUUGCUCUCGAGCUCCAAACCCAGUCUGUUCUCGAAUCUAGGUACUCCCAUGGGCAGCCAGCCCGAGUUUCCCGCACGAAGGAAGCGAGACGAGAAUCCGUUCUGGAAGGACUACUCGAGUGGUGCGGAUUCUACCCCAUCCGAGUGCACGACAUCGGGCUCCAGCACAAGUGGUGUGAAUUCGCUGUCUGGAUUGUACUCGACGAGCCCGUCGACCGGCAAUUGCUCCAGCUUGUUCUCUAACCUCGGAACCGCCCUGGUCAAUUCCGAGGAGGUCGUUUUCCCUUCCAGAAAGAAGAAUCCCGACAGGAAUGCAUGGAGAGAUUGGUGCAACACCGGAUACAGCGACUGGGCUCAAGACGACUCGGACGACGAGAUGGCGCAGUCCAAAGGCGCCGCUCACAAGGAGGCAUCGGCCGAGACCGCCCGAUCCCUGGCCCGACCAUCGCUCUCGGCCGUGUCGAGGAGGAGCAAUUCGGCCAGCGAGGCAGGGAUGGCUGCCAAGGAAUUCUCGACCCCGAAUUUGGCUCGAUCAGGCCCCGACGCACUGCACCCCAUCGGGGCCGAAGCACCAAGAAGCUCGGCCCGAUUCAGCCUGGCCGAAUCACGGCUGUCAGGCAAGACGGACGUCGAAUGUCAAGCGGUGGAGGCAGCUGCCCUCAUCGGCGAGGGCGAUGCCCGGAAUGCGAGCUCGGACAGGCUCGGGCACUCCGAGAGCGCCGAGAAGGUGCGCAGGGAGAAAUGUGUGACGGAGGAGCUGGAGGACGAUGAGGACGACGUUCAUUUGGAGGAGAGGUACAGGACGUGCAGGAGAGACCUGCACGAGCAGAGAAUUUCCCGACAGAAGGUUCACAGCUUCCCUCCUCCCUUGGGCUUUCUUGGCAGGCAGGGCUCAUUGCGAGUCCCCCACCAUCUGCCAUGGGUCCAGCUGCAACCAGUGCGCACCGAAGGCCGGUUCAUGUUGCAGGAAGUGAAAGUCACGCAGCCCGUGGUGUUCGAGCCCAUUCGCGAGCAGGGCCGCCUGGUGCUGCAGUUGAUCCGCCAGGAUGACAAGAGCGACUCGACCGAGCGCGAAGCCCAGGGCGGCGAGAUCGUCAGGGACGAUUCGAGCACCGGGGUCCUGGACGAGACUGCCGCGGCCGACGAAGCCCUCAAGGGCGAGGAGACGCGCGAGAAGGAUGCGGAUCCCGAAGCUGCUGCAGGCAGGGAGCUGCCGGUCAAGAACUGCUCGUCGAGGAAGGUGAACAAGUGCCCGAAAAUCUACCCCGAGGGCUGCCUUCCCACCGCGCCCACGGACGCACGGGCUGCAGCUCCCAAGCUGGCCAUGGAUGCCUCGGCGGAGCAGAAAUCUGUUGACUCGCAAGAGUCGUCGCAAGCGUGGCGGACGAAGCGUGCGCUGAAUGACCUCAAGUGCGGACGGUUGGAAUUUCCCCGAGCGUCGCCGAUGGAUCCCGGGCGCUCGGACAGAUUUCUGAUGCAGAGCCUGGCGGCCUCGGCCUGCGAGAAGGGCGCCGAGGCUGGUUCGCACGAGGAGAAACCGUCGCUUUUUCGCAGGGAGGUGGAGGCGCCCAGCCCGCGAGCGCCCCUGUGGAACGCGCCCUCGAAAUUGAGGGAAUUCGACCACCCGGCGCCCUACAAGAGCGCGUUUCGCAGCUGCAACCCUCGCGCUGCUGCGACCUCCGAAUGUGGGUCGCCUUUUGCUCCGCCAUUGCAUCGGAGUCGGAGCAUCCGGAAUACGAAUUUGAGCGACUACGGUCGAGUGGACGGCGAGAAGGACGAAGCGAGCAAGGAUCGCUGGCGCGCGAGAGAUGACGAGGGUUGUGAUGCGCGCCCGCCCUUGGGCUCAUCGGGCCAGGGAUACGACGGGGCUCUGGGUUUACAAACGACGUCCCAUUUUUUACAGUGGUCUCAAAAGAAGAGACACGAAGCCCCCGGUGACCCUGAAGCGAGACUGGCAAAUUACGCGCAAGUUGCAGCAUCGUUCUCGUGCGCUGAUAAUGUGGGGAAACGGCAUCACGAGAAGAGCUUUUGGGAGCAGCCCUGUGUCUCGUGACCUUGACAGUCGUGCGUCUCCUCCCUCCCCUGCCCGCCCACCCUCCGUCGCUCUCUUAACCUCACUCCCUUUACUUCCAAUCCCAUUUUGCUACCACCGGGAUUCAUUUUCCAUGUCCUCUGCCGCGCCGCAGCGGUGGUGUUUCGUCACAUACCUGCAGCUCCUCAGACGAUCGAGCAUUGGAGCGUCGCCCGGCGCGGGGAUUUUGGUGACGCAGGCAACCGAGGACUGGAAUGUUGCAGCACGAUCUUCGCAAGCAACUCAUUUUGCCCAGAUUAGCUUAGCACCCUUUCGGUCAUUCUUCAGUUCAGGUCAGAUUAGUAGUAGAAGUAGUUCAGUUGCUCUAAACUCCAUUCUUACAGGAGACGGAGGUUAAUCGAUGUCUCCAAUUCCACCAGCCAUGAGAGUUCGCCUUUGAUACUUAAGUGUCUAUAAACUUGUGUCCAUGCGGAGAACUUCAGAGAGGAUAUCAAAGCGGUCUGAGCAAAUUGAAACCCACCCCAAUCCCAGACUUUGUACAUGUGCCCCCGUUUUUGUUCAUAAUCUCAAUACUCUGCACUUUACGUGCGCCCAC